CGGCGGUAGAUUGGGGAAUGCUAAUCUCUUGGAGGAAUUCAAAUCUUUCCAGGAAAGCCUCUUCUUUUUAGUCUACAUCAAGUGGAUUCUUCACUCGGACAAAUCUAGAGAUCGAAUUCUGGAGAAAAUUGAUUGUAUGCUAGUUGGUGAGGAGGCACUGUCUUUUGUCAAG
Molecule: messenger RNA, 172 nt
Organism: Ilex paraguariensis (yerba mate)
Lineage: Eukaryota; Viridiplantae; Streptophyta; Magnoliopsida; Aquifoliales; Aquifoliaceae
Source: the annotation of a GenBank genome assembly